Molecule: messenger RNA, 1134 nt
Organism: Phytophthora sojae
Lineage: Eukaryota; Oomycota; Peronosporomycetes; Peronosporales; Peronosporaceae
Exons: 1
Coding region: 1-1134 (377 amino acids)
Biological process (GO): tRNA wobble uridine modification
Cellular component (GO): transcription elongation factor complex; cytoplasm; elongator holoenzyme complex
Source: RefSeq, a predicted model, not a curated record
AUGGCCAGCUUCAGACGCAAGACACCAGCCGCAUCUUCGCUGCGCAGCGGCACCAAGCCGUUCCUCAAUGGGCAAACGCUCGUGUCGUCGGGUUUGAGCGAGCUGGACGCGGCUUUGGGUGGCGGGUUGCUGGUCAACACUCUGAAUGUGGUGGAGACGCCUGCUGAGUCAUCGGACGGGGCGUCGACGAGUCUCGACGUGGGCGCUGGGGCCUCCGAAGCGCUGGCGAUUGACCUACUGCGAUACUUCGCGGCUGAGGGCGUCGCGGACGGCAAGCAGCGCGUUGCAAUUGUGGCCCCCGAUGCAAGGGACUUUAUCGCUGCGCAACUGCCUCUGGAGUUGAGUCUCGCCCAACGACAGGUCAAGCAGCAGCUCGCAGACACAGAGAAGGAGACCGAGGACGCCCCGCUGACUAUAGCGUGGCAGUACGGCAAGUACGGACAGCAACAGAAGCAGACUCAGAAGCAGCGGUUCUGCCACAGCUACGACCUGUCCAAGGCGAUGCACCGCGAGAUGCUGGCCGCCAAUGAGCCAGUCGCUAUUGACCCGUUGGCCUGGAUGACGGAGAGUGUCAGCGACGUGUACGAACGUCUGUACCUCGCAAUUGAAGAGUUGGUACAGCAGCAGAAGGAAGGUGGAGGCGGCCAAGUGAUUCGAGUGGGGAUGUUGGGGCUGGGGUCAUCAUUGCUGGGAGCUCCGGACGCUGCGCACAUGGCAGCGCUGUUCUCCUUCUUCAGGCGGCUGCGAGCUCUGCUCAGCCAGUCGAAGGGCGCUGUGUGCCUCGCGCUUCUCGGGAGCGACGCACUGAGCACCUUCCCGACUGCGUUUGUCAACGAGCUUCGACACCUGAGCGACAUGGUGCUGACACUGAAUUCCUUCGCUGGUACGCGCGACCUGCUGCCUGAGGAGCUGCUCGAGUUCCAGGGCUCUCUGACUCUGCGCAAAUUGCCGCGCGUGCACGCGUUGGCCUGCCACGCACCGAGCAACACGCGCUUCGGGGUGAAACGCGAGCGGCGCAAGCUCAAGAUCGAGAAGUUCCACCUGCCACCGGAAGGAUCCCGCAGUAGCAGCAACAACUCCAGCAGCUGCGGAAGCAACACAACGAACAGCGGACACGACCCGCUGGCCUUUUAG